GGUCUGCACCCCGGGGGUGCGGUGGAGCCACACCAACAGCCUCCUUCCUAACUUGCAGCUUUCUCUUUCCCGCCCUCCAGCGCCCUGUGCUCCCUUCCUUGGAAGGCUUUUCUUGCCUGUCACAGGAUUGUCAAGGCCGAGUCUGGGCUUAGCAACCCCAGCGACAAGCCCAACAACCCUGGCUGUUAGUGGUCCCCUUAAAGCUGGUGCUCCUUGGUCAGGCAGGGGCCGCUUGCUGGUAGGAGGCUUCCAGGGGCAGGGGAGGGAGUUCCCUGCUGGCCAGGCCUGUCCUCCUCUGUGGGGCAGCUGGGAUAGCGGAGGUGACCAUGGCAGUCCUGGUGAACCAUGUGGGUGCAGAGGAGGGCAGGUGUGGAUUCCACAGAGGAAGCUACUCUGCUGUUACCAAAAAGGGGAGGGGAGUUGCUGGUGAAGCUAGAAGGACAGAGUCACCUACGGAGAAGAUACUUAUCCCUGAGUUGCGUCUCCUGAGCUGGCUGCCUUCUCCCCUGGUCACCGGAUGGCCCCCAUGCUGCUCGGGGCUGCCUCUGCCGCGGCUGCUCCCUGCCUUUUAACUUAAGACAUCAUAACACCUCACCUUCUGCAGCUUUGGAAAGCAGGGGAGCAAAGUCAUUGGAAUUAUUUUCAAAGAGGUGAUGGCUGUGGGUGAGGACUUGAGCCCCUCCCUGUGUGGGGAGUGUGGGCCUUCUGCCCUGAGGUGGGUUUCAGGGCCUCCUGCGGCCAUGCAGGGUCACUUCUGUGUGUUUCUUUGAUGGUUUUCCCCAACUGACUCCUCCAGGGCACAGGGGUUGUGGUUUCAGGACCCCGUGGCCAAGAACAGUGAAUGCGUGAACGUGGUUGCACACUCAUGCCUUUUCUAAGUACAGAUCUUGUUCCUCUUCCCUCCAUCAUCUUGUUCUUAAUCACAAAUCAUGGGAGAUGAAAAUAAAGCCAUUGAGCAUGAAGAUCAGGACCCAUCUCCUGGGAUAAAUCACAUAACCUCUCUGUGUCAAGAAGCACAGGAGGAGGCAAUUAUGAACCUUGAAAGUAUAGAUGGAAAUGAACUAACAGAAGGAAGUAACCUGAUGAACUACAGCGAAAAAAAACUACAAGAUACGCCAACUGAAUCAAAUCACUUGCAAAAGCUAAAGCAAACAUUUGCCUGCCCUCCACAUGGUAUACUGGAUCGGGUAAUAACGAAUAGCACCUUGGUGGUCCUCCUGUGGGCUGUGGUCUGGGCGCUCUCAGGCAGCGAGUGUCUUCCAGGGGGAAACCUGUUCGGGAUUCUCACUCUCUUCUACUCCGCUGUCCUGGGAGGUAAACUGCUGGGGCUCAUUAAGCUCCCCACGUUGCCACCACUGCCCCCUCUUCUUGGCAUGCUGCUGGCCGGGUUUCUCCUCAAGAACACUCCUGUCCUCAGUGACUACGUGCAGAUCCGACCGCGCUGGUCUUCCUCCCUCAGAAGCAUCGCCCUGGCUGUGAUACUGGUCCGCGCGGGCCUGGGGCUCGAUUCCAAGGCUCUGAAGAGACUGAAGGGUGUCUGUGUGAGGCUGUCCGCGGGCCCCUGUCUGGUGGAGGCCUGCACAUCCGCGCUUCUGGCCCGCUUCCUGCUGGGCCUGCCGUGGCGGUGGGCCUUCAUGUUGGGUUUUGUCCUAGGAGCCGUCUCUCCAGCCGUGGUGGUGCCGUCCAUGCUCCUUCUGCAGGCUGGCGGCUUCGGCAUAGAAAAAGGUGUGCCCACCUUGCUCAUGGCUGCGGGCAGCUUCGAUGACAUCCUGGCCAUCACUGGCUUCAACACCUGCCUGGGCAUGGCCUUCUCCACAGGCUCCACGGCAUUUAACGUGCUCAGAGGAGUUUUGGAGGUGGUGAUUGGAGUGGCGGCUGGGUCUCUUCUGGGCUUUUUCAUUCAGUACUUUCCAAGCAGUGACCAGGCGCAGCUUGUGUGGAAGCGGGCGUUCCUGGCCCUGGGGCUCUCCGUGGUCGCCGUGUUCAGCAGCGGGUAUUUCGGCUUCCCCGGGUCUGGGGGCCUCUGCACCCUGGUCAUGGCUUUCCUCGCAGGCGUGGGCUGGGCCAGCGGAAAGGCAGAGGUUGGAAAAAUUAUUGCGGUUGUCUGGGAGAUUUUUCAGCCCCUUCUCUUUGGGCUGAUUGGAGCAGAGGUCUCUAUCACGUCUCUUAGACCAGAAACUGUAGGUCUUUGUGUCACCACCCUCAGCAUUGCAGUGUUGAUACGAAUUUUGACCACAUUCCUGAUGGUGUGUUUUGCUGGUUUUAACAUAAAAGAAAAGAUAUUUAUUUCUUUUGCAUGGCUUCCAAAGGCCACAGUUCAG
Talpa occidentalis (Iberian mole) is the source of this 2321-nucleotide messenger RNA. RefSeq names its product sodium/hydrogen exchanger 9B2-like. Gene Ontology annotation, cellular component: membrane. NCBI's taxonomy places the organism in Eukaryota, Metazoa, Chordata, Mammalia, Eulipotyphla, Talpidae. Gene Ontology annotation, biological process: proton transmembrane transport. The record is from RefSeq and is a predicted model, not a curated record. Gene Ontology annotation, molecular function: antiporter activity.